Messenger RNA from Talpa occidentalis (Iberian mole), 3262 nucleotides. RefSeq names its product La ribonucleoprotein 4 (gene LARP4). Gene Ontology annotation, molecular function: mRNA 3'-UTR binding. The record is from RefSeq and is a predicted model, not a curated record. The transcript is spliced from 18 exons. Gene Ontology annotation, biological process: positive regulation of translation. Lineage: Eukaryota; Metazoa; Chordata; Mammalia; Eulipotyphla; Talpidae. The coding region runs from base 424 to 2652 and encodes 742 amino acids. Gene Ontology annotation, cellular component: cytosol; cytoplasmic stress granule.
GGGAGGGUAGAAAAGAAUAGACAACAGGAAUGCUAAAAGAAAUAGAAGAUAUAGCCCCACUUAAAUGAGCUUGAAGCUUAGGUGUUAGAAUUCAAGAUCCACUAUAUCAAAACAUGGAAUUUCAUCAGCAACUGGAAAUGAAGGCUUUUUAAAGCAAAAUUAAAAUCUAUUUCAAUUUGACAAGCAUUUGUUGAGACUCCACUAUGUGGCUACCAUAAUCCUAGACUGUGAAGAAUACGUGAUAGGGUGUCCUUGAAGAAACUUAAAAAAAAAAAAAAAUUAAAGAUAGACUUUAAUAAUCAAGUGCUAAAAAGGGACAUGAAGAAGAGAUCUAUGGAGAGCAGAGUCUUUGGGAAAAACCUAUGGAGAGGAAAGGUUGAUUAACAAAUGAAAGCUUUCCAGACAGGGAAGACAAUUUGAAGCAUGGCUUUGGAGCAGGUAACAUCUAAAGGAACUGGUUUAAACCCUAAUGCCAAAGUAUGGCAGGAAAUUCCUUCAGGAAAUGCCGAUGCCACUCCAGUAACUCAUGGAACUGAAAGCUCUUGGCAUGAAACAGCAGCCACAUCGGGGUCUCAUCCUGAGGGUAAUACAGAGCUUUCAGAUGAUAUGUGUAAGGAAUAUGAAGUAAUGUAUUCAUCUUGUGAAACUACAAGAAAUUCUUCAGGCAUUGAAGAAUCAACUGAUGGAUUGAUUUUAGGGCCAGAAGAUCUGAAUUACCAAAUAUAUGAUGUUUCUGGAGAGAACAAUUCAGCAAUUUCUACAGAAGAACUAAAAGAAUGUCUGAAGAAACAAUUAGAAUUCUGUUUCUCAAGAGAAAAUUUAUCGAAGGAUCUCUAUUUGAUAUCGCAAAUGGACAGUGAUCAGUUCAUCCCAAUUUGGACAGUUGCCAACAUGGAAGAAAUUAAAAAACUGACAACAGACCCGGAUCUAAUUCUUGAAGUGUUAAGAUCCUCUCCUAUGGUACAAGUUGAUGAGAAGGGCGAGAAAGUGAGACCAAGUCAUAAACGUUGUAUUGUUAUUCUUAGAGAGAUUCCUGAAACAACACCAAUAGAGGAAGUAAAAGCUUUGUUCAAAAAUGAAAACUGUCCCAAGGUGAUAAGUUGUGAGUUUGCACACAAUAGUAACUGGUAUAUCACUUUCCAAACAGAUACAGAUGCACAACAGGCUUUUAAAUACUUACGAGAAGAAGUUAAAACAUUUCAGGGCAAGCCAAUCAUGGCAAGGAUAAAAGCCAUCAAUACGUUUUUUGCUAAGAACGGUUAUCGUUUAAUGGAUUCUAGUAUAUAUAGUCAACCCAUUCAAACUCAAGCACAGUAUGCUUCACCAGUCUUCAUGCAGCCUGUGUAUAAUCCUCACCAACAGUACUCUGUGUAUAGUAUUGUGCCUCAGGCGUGGUCUCCAAAUCCUGCACCUUACUUCGAAACACCACUGGCUCCCUUUCCCAAUGGUAGUUUUGUGAAUGGCUUUAAUUCACCAGGAUCUUAUAAAGCAAAUGCUGCUGCUGUGAAUAUGGGUAGACCAUUCCCAAAAAAUCGUGAUUUUCUCUUGCCAGAUCUCAUUCUCCCAGUUGAUUCUUUUUGGCAAGGAGACCACAUGGGUGUGAAGCCUCAUUUUAGGUCAUCCAGUGGUUCAGAACACUCAACUGAGGGCUCUGUGUCAUUGGGGGAUGGACCAUUAACCAGAUCUGGUUCAAGGAACUUCCCAACCGAACGACAUAACUCCACAGUAACGGGGCAUCAGGAACAAAACUACCUUCCAAAAGAGACCCCAACUUUGCAAAUGGAGCAGAAUGGGGACUAUGGUAGGGGCAGGAGAACUCUCUUCAGAGGUCGGAGACGGCGAGAAGAUGACAGGAUCCCAAGACCCCAUCUAUCAGCAGCUGAAGCAAAAGCUCCAACACCAAAGUUUGACUUAUUAGCCUCAAAUUUUCCUCCCUUACCUGGAAGUUCAUCAAAAAUAGCAGGUGAACUUGUUUUGGAGAGUAGGAUGUCUGAUGUUGUUAAAGGUGUCUUCAAAGAAAAGGACAACGAAGAGUUAAGAGUUAAUUGCUCGCUGCCUGCAGAGAAUGAACAUACAGACUGCAUCUCUGCCCAGCAACUCAAGAUGAGUACUAGUCCUCCAUGUACAUCUGAGCUUCCUGCAUUAAGUACAACUCAGCAAAAGGAUCUAAUAGAGGAUUCCAUUGUUCAGAAGGAUGUUCUCAGCCAGACAACUAUACCAGCCUCUUCCUCAAAUACUGCAAAGCCAUCAAGGACAAAUGCUGCUUCUCCAUGUAAUAGUAACAUAAGUGCAGCUGUAACUGUGGCCCUGCAGGAACCCCGAAAGUUAAGUUAUGCAGAAGUGUGUCAGAAGCCCCCUAAAGAGCCAACUCCAGUUCUUGUGCAGCCACUACGAGAACUUCGCUCCAACGUUGUAUCUCCCACCAAAAAUGAAGAAAAUGGAGCUCCAGAGAAGUCCAUUGAAAAAACACAUGAGAAGCCAGAAGCAAGGGCUAGUAAGGAUUAUUCUGGCUUUCGAGGCAAUACCAUUCCCAGGGGAGCAGCUGGAAAAAUCAGGGAACAGAGACGCCAGUUUGGCCAUAGGGCUAUACCUCAGGGAGUGACUCGACGUAAUGGCAAAGAGCAGUAUGUGCCACCCAGAUCACCAAAGUAAAAAGAAAAGAAAAGAAAAGAAAAAAACUAUUCAAAAACUCUCUCUUCCCAUUAAACUUGAGCCGUGGCUAUAUUGAACUAUUUUGGAGGGGAGUGGGUAGCCAGGAAGGAAACAGGAGAAAAAGUACAUCCUUAAAUCAUUAUGGAUUUUGGAGUUGUGAGCAGUAGAAUCCCAAAAUUCAUCUCUAAAGUGAUUUUAAAAUGCUGGAGGAUUCCAAUCAGUAUAAAUAUAAAUAUAUAUAUAUAUGUAUACAUAUAAAAAAUAUAAUUUUUCUAUUUUUGUUUUUGAUUUUAAUUUGCAGAAAUCUUCUGCCUGGAAUCAAUUUUGAGGGUUCAGAUUUAGCUUGGGGAAAAAACAUAUUAUACAUCCUUCAGUAAAGGAGAAGGGAGUGAGAGAAAAUAUUUUUUGAAGAAGCAUUUCUGUAAAAUUAGAAAUUACUUUUUUUAAUCUAUUUAAAGUUUGGCUUGGAGAAUGCCAUCUCUGCCUACAUGGCCUUGUGUUGCAAAGCAGAUCAGUGGCUGGGUGCUUGUUGUGGUGUGAGUAUGUAUGCGAGAGUGAUUGAAGCCAAAACUGUUGUCAUGUUAGUAAAUGAUUUGAAAACUGAAUGUAA